Schistocerca cancellata (South American locust) is the source of this 721-nucleotide messenger RNA. Its product is annotated as troponin C, isoallergen Bla g 6.0101-like. NCBI's taxonomy places the organism in Eukaryota, Metazoa, Arthropoda, Insecta, Orthoptera, Acrididae. The transcript has 6 exons. Gene Ontology annotation, molecular function: enzyme regulator activity; calcium ion binding. The record is from RefSeq and is a predicted model, not a curated record. The coding region runs from base 72 to 527 and encodes 151 amino acids.
CACGUGCGCGCAGCCGAACGGCCCCAGUAGUUGAGAAGCGACAGAACGCUGCACCAUCGCCACCGGACAUCAUGGAUGACCUUCCUCCAGAACAGAUACAAGUCCUGAAAAAGGCGUUCGACGCCUUCGACCACGAGAAGAAGGGCUACAUCACCAUAGACACGGUGCAGACCAUCCUGGACAUGCUGGGCAUCAAGCUGGACGCGGACACGCUGCAGGAGGUCGUCGACGAGCUGGACGCAGACGGCUUGGGCCAGCUGGGCUUCGACGAGUUCGUGAUCCUGGCGGCCAGGUUCCUGGUGGAGGAGGACGCGGAGGCGAUGCAAGAGGAGCUGCGGGAGGCCUUCCGCCUGUACGACAAGGAGGGUAACGGCUACAUCACGACCGGAGUGUUGAGGGAGAUCCUGCGAGAGCUGGAUGACAAGAUCACGCAGGAAGAGCUCGACAUGAUGAUCGAGGAAAUCGAUACGGACGGGUCCGGGACCGUUGAUUUCGAAGAGUUUAUGGAGGUGAUGACGGGAGAGUAAUUACACGAAACACAUUCCGGGCGGCGUCUGUGGUCGUCCUGCUCCAGGGUCUACGGUUACAACUGUAUGAAGCACUGCAGUACAUCCUACUACCAGGAAACACGAUAUAUUUAAUUUUUUUACUUUGUUAAUCAGCAGAACCAUAUAGUGUCUAUUCUUGUGCUGGUGACUUCAUUGUGUAACAGUUAUGAAAA